Molecule: messenger RNA, 27176 nt
Organism: Pocillopora meandrina
Lineage: Eukaryota; Metazoa; Cnidaria; Anthozoa; Scleractinia; Pocilloporidae
Source: the annotation of a GenBank genome assembly
AUGUAUUUUAACCUUCUACAGAUAUUGACGAGUGCACAACCAAUCCUUGUGAUGCCAAUGCGGCGUGCUCCACAGUAAACAACAAAACGGCUCCUUCUAUAGAUAUUGACGUACGUGUCGUCCUGGUUUUUUGAUGGAAAUGGCAAGGUUUUUGCCAAGGUAAGAAGUAGAUCACUUGUGAACGAGUUGGAGAUAUUUUAUAUUUAAAACGCUCUCCUCACGUUUGUGAGGAACACUUUUCUUUCCCUGAGCAACUAUCGAAAUUUAAUCCCAUAUUAGAAGGCUGAGACCGAGAGUAAUUUCUGCUAAGAGAAGGCUUCCCUGAUCCAAGCGUUCGUGGAAGUUAGACUUAAAAUCCUUACGUUAAUCACUGUAAGAAACUGCUUUAUCAAAGAAACAGUUAACUUUGAUGUAUUUUAACCUUCUACAGAUAUUGACGAGUGCACAACCAAUCCUUGUGAUGUCAAUGCGGUGUGCUCUAACACAAACGGCUCCUUCGAGUGUACUUGUCGUCCUGGUUUUGAUGGAAAUGGCAAGGUUUGCCAAGGUAAGAAGAAGGUCACUUGUGAACGAGUUGAUGAUAUUUUACAUUGCAAUCGCUCUCCUCACGUUUGUGAGGAACACUUUUCUUUCCCUGUGCAACUAUUGGAAUUGCACCCCAUAUUCAGAAGGCCGAGACCGAGAGUAAUUUCUGCUAAGAUAAGGCUUGCCUCAUCCAAGUGUUCGUGGAAGUUAGACUUUAUCGCUUUUAGUAAUCCACAGUAAGUAACUGCUUUGUCAUGGAAACACUUUACUCAGAUGUAUUUUUUACUCUUUAUAGAUAUUGACGAGUGCACAACCAAUCCUUGUGAUGCCAAUGCGGCGUGCUUAAACACAAACGGUUCUUUUGAUUGUGCGUGUCGUCCUGGUUUUAAUGGAGAUGGCAAGGUUUGCAAAGGUAAGAAAUAGGUCACUUGUGAAUGCGUUGGAGAUAUUUUAUAUUUCAAACGCUCUUCUCACGUUUGUGAGGAACACUUUUCUUUCCCUGAGCAACUACCGAAAUUUCAUCUCAUAUCCAGAAGGCUGAGACCGAGAGUAAUUUCUGCUAAGAGAAGGCUUCCCUGAUCCAAGCGUUCGUGGAAGUUGGACUUAAAAUCCUUUCGUUAAUCACUGUAAGAAACUGCUUUAUCAAGGAAACAGUUAACUUUGAUGUAUUUUAACCUUCUACAGAUAUUGACGAGUGCACAACCAAUCCUUGUGAUGCCAAUGCGGCGUGCUCUAACACAAACGGCUCCUUCGAGUGUACGUGUCGUCCUGGUUUUGAUGGAAAUGGCAAGGUUUGCCAAGGUAAGAAGUAGGUCACUUGUGAACGAGUAGGAGAUAUUUUAUAUUGCAAACGCUCUCCUCACGUUUGUGAGGAACACUUUUCUUUCCCUGUGCAGCUAUUGGAAUUGCACCCCAUAUUCAGAAGGUCGAGACCGAGAGUAAUUUCUGCUAAGAGAAGGCUUGCCUUAUCCAAGUGUUCGUGGAAGUUAGACUUUAUCGCUUUUAGUCAUCCACAGUAAAUAAUUGCUUUGUCAUGGAAACACUUUACUUUGAUGUAUUUUCACUCUCUAUAGAUAUUGACGAGUGCACAACCAAUCCUUGUGAUGCCAAUGCAGCGUGCUUAAACACAAACGGUUCUUUUGAUUGUGCGUGUCGUCCUGGUUUUGAUGGAGAUGGCAAGGUUUGCAAAGGUAAGAAGUAGGUCACUUGUGAAUGCGUUGGAGAUAUUUCAUAUUUCAAACGCUCUUCUCACCUUUGUGAGGAACACUUUUCUUUCCCUGAGCAACCAUCGAAAUUUCAUCUCAUAUCCAGAAGGCUGAGACCGAGAGUAAUUUCUGCUAAGAGAAGGCUUCCCUGAUCCAAGCGUUCGUGGAAGUUAGACUUAAAAUCCUUUCGUUAAUCACUGUAAGAAACUGCUUUAUCAAGGAAACAGUUAACUUUGAUGUAUUUUAACCUUCUACAGAUAUUGACGAGUGCACAACCAAUCCUUGUGAUGUCAAUGCGGCGUGCUCUAACACAAACGGCUCCUUCGAGUGUACGUGUCGUCCUGGUUUUGAUGGAAAUGGCAAGGUUUGCCAAGGUAAGAAGUAGGUCACUUGUGAACGAGUUGGAGAUAUUUAUAUUUCAAACGCUCUCCUCACGUUUGUGAGGAACACUUUUCUUUCCCUGUGCAACUAUUGAAAUUUCAUCCCAUAUUCAGAAGGCUGAGACUGAGACUUAUUUCUGCUAAGAGAAGGCUUACCUCAUCCAAGUGUUCGUGGAAGUUAGACUUUAUCGCUUUUUAUCAUUCACAGUAAGUAUCUGCUUUGUCAUGGAAACACUUUACUUUGAUGUAUUUUCACUCUCUAUAGAUAUUGACGAGUGCACAACCAAUCCUUGUGAUGCCAAUGCGGCGUGCUUAAACACAAACGGUUCUUUUGAUUGUGCGUGUCGUCCUGGUUUUGAUGGAAAUGGCAAGGUUUGCAAAGGUACGAAGUAGGUCACUUGUGAACGAGUUUGAGAUAUAUAUAAAUAUAUAUAUUUUUUAUAUUUCAAACGCUCUUCUCACGUUUGUGAGGAACACUUUUCUUUCCCUGUGCUACUAUUGAAAUUUCAUCCCAUAUCCAGAAGGCUGAGACCGAGAGUGAUUUCUGCUAAGAGAAGGCUUACCUUAUUCAAGUGUUCGUGGAAGUUAGACUUAAAAUCCUUUUGUCAAUCACAAUAAGAAACUGCUUUGUCAAAGAAACAGUUAACUUUGAUGUAUUAAAACCUUUUAUAGAUGUUGACGAGUGCACAACCAAUCCUUGUGAUGUCAAUGCGGCGUGCUCUAACACAAACGGUUCCUUCGAGUGUACUUGUCGUCCUGGUUUUGAUGGAAAUGGCAAGGUUUGCCAAGGUAAGAAGAACGCUUACCCGUGACAAAAAUUUCUUUUUUACUUCAGUUUGUCUGUCAAAUCUCCUUACACACCUUCCUCAGCAUUAGGAAUGUUACGAAGGUGACGAUUCUUGUCUUUCUCUAGAUAUUGACGAAUGUUUGAUCUCCAAACCGUGUGAUAAAAACGCUGACUGCAAAAACACAAAUGGCUCAUUUGUCUGUACCUGCAGAAAAGGAUUCACUGGAAAUGGAACAUCCUGUGCUGGUAUUUAAUUUGGUAUUAUUUUAGUUCUUAAUAUAAGAUGCUUUUUAGUAAACUACGUGAUCUCUUUACUUCUUUUGCUGGAACGUAGACAUUGACGAGUGUUCAAAGAAUGGCAGCCCUUGUGACGAAAAUGCGGUUUGUUCCAAUGAAGACGGAUCGUACAAUUGCACUUGUAAAAACGGGUUUACAGGAAGUGGGAUAGUCUGUAAUGGUAAGUUGCCUUGUUGAAUUCCGCCUAUUGUUACAAAGCCAAAAACUGUUUCUAGUUGCGUUAGACGUAAUUGAUGGGGGCUUUGAUUAGAGUCAUCAAUUACCUUGUGAAUGCUACGCGGUGAAAUCACUUCACAGUGUUUCAUUUUUCGAGUCAAAGAAGUUCCACGAAGGUAAAGGAUGACCUGUGUAUCAAACGCAUCUAUAACUUGAGAAAUUUGGUGUAAGGAAAGUAGAUAGAUAAGUGGGGGAGAGAGAGAAGAGAGAGGUAAAUUGUUUUUCAGUAUGAUCAAGGUGUUGGAAAGGGAGGAUAAAGAGAACCAAUUUGACUCCGCCUUUAAAAUAAAAGUUAUUCCUCUAUUUUUGUUCAGAUAUUGAUGAGUGCGUAACAAAUCCUUGUGAUGCUAAUGCAACCUGUUUGAACACCAAUGGCUCUUUCGAUUGUUCUUGUUUUCCUGGAUUUGAAGGAGAUGGAAAAACAUGUACAGGUGGGGUACUUAUUUAUUUAUCUAUUUAUCUUGUCAAUUACGUCGUUAUUCUUGUUAGUUGUAAAUACAUUCAUUUAUAAUGUUACAUAAUGCAAGAAAAUCCGCCGUUUUUGUGUGAAGAGAACAAACGCCUGCUGGCAAUAAAAAAAAGACAAAACAAAACAAAAAUGAUGAGAAAAUAUUAAAAUGUUUUGUUUUUGAUAGAUAUUGAUGAGUGUGUGAUUUCAAAUCCGUGUGACAAAAAUGCGGACUGUGUCAAUACCAUCGGUUCCUCGAUCUGUACUCGCAGGAUAGGAUUUACUGGAAACGGAUCAAUCUGCAGAGAUAUUCACUGAAAGAAAUGUUUUUUUGUGACUAUAUGUUUUAACCCCUUGAGCCUUGAGAGUAACUAGCAUCUAGUCACGAGAAUGAAGGAAAUAAUCACCUACUAAAGAAGGUCUUGAUUAUUAAACAAAAUCUCGCGGUCGGCAUCUGAGAAAAUGUAUAGAGAAAAGUGUUGAGAACAAGCACACUGAUGUUAGGGUGUAAAGGAUUGAAAACUCGACUAAAGUACAUAGACAAAUAUAUAGGCAAAGACAAAUCAUAGAGUCACCCCCGCCAGUAUUCAAUUCAAGCUGUUGCAUAGUAUAAUCGAAUUUUUUAUAUUUGUUCUUCAUUAGAUAUUGAUGAGUGUUCCACUAAUCCCUGUGAUGAUAAUGCAUUCUGCUUGAACAUCAAAGGCUCAUAUGAGUGCACUUGUCUUCCUGGAUUUGAAGGAGAUGGAGAAACAUGCACAGGUAGAAAAGUCCAUUUUUUAAAUUUUCAUUGCUUUUCAUUUUUUGAAGGUUUAACCAGCGACACAUAACGUAAAAUGUAGAGCGGUCAAUAAAAAAAAAAUCCUUCACUUGUAUGUGUAGAUAAAUAACCAACUGGUCUACCUCCUAACAGUUAAGAUUUUCAAGCACUUUAUGUUUAUUUGAAUUAUCUGUUUUCCUCUCUUUCAUUGUGUGAAGCGCUUGCAAUUGAUGCUAUGUAAAUCGUGUUUUAUUUAUUAUCAUUAAUUUUAUAAUAGAGAUUGCUUCGUCGGUAAUUGUUUUGCUCUCCUAUUUUUCUAAUCACUACAAGUCUACAUGAAAAAUCUUCAUAAAUUCAUUUUCUACACCGUUUCAGAUAUCAAUGAAUGUUUGGCCGAUCGCAGUCCGUGUGAUGUGAACGCUGCGUGCAAUAACACUGACGGCUCAUACAAUUGCACUUGCAAGGAAGGAUACACAGGAAACGGAACAUACUGCCAAGGUGACCUGACUUAUCCAGAUGGUUACAUUUAACAAAUAGAUUCCAAGUUGCCGUGCGUCUGUUCAGUAAUAGAUUACAGAUGACGUCAAAAUGUGGUAAGAACAAAAAAGUGGCACACGAGGCGCAGCCGACUGUGUCACCGAUGUUCUUACCCCUUUGUGACGUCAUCUGUGAAAAAAGUUUGAAUGAUGACGUCAUCUAUACGUCUGUCCUCCAAUAGAUCAUAAUUGAGAACCAAUCAGAAUGCGUGCAUAACAGAGCUUAUUAUGUAAUAUUUAGUGGAUGACUCUUCGCUAGACGUAAGCUCGGUUUAGCAAAGGCGACCAGCUGUAGUCAAAAUAAUCUUUUUUACUCAAUUGUUGCAAUAGGGUGAAAAAGAGCGAAUCUGAUUGUUAUUGAGAUAUAAACCAUCCAUAGGCGGUUAUUUGUUCUCUUUCUGACCUACUCGUAGCGUUCAAAUUAUACGCAUAAACGCGUAUUGUACUAAAAAUGUUCCACCAUCCUACUUUCCUCUCGCCCUUUUUCUCUCAUAUCAGAUAUCAAUGAGUGUUCAGCAGAGUCACGUCCUUGUGACGAAAACGCUGAUUGUACCAACAAUGAGGGUUCUUAUAGCUGUACUUGUAAACAAGGAUUCACUGGAGAUGGAUCAAGUUGUAAAGGUACAAUAUCACUUUUUAACUCGUGAAUUGCGCGCAUGCGCAAGAGCGAGUUGUAAAUAUGAUGUGGAGAAUGGCACUCGCUCGCUCGCUCGCUCGCUCGAUAGGUCGAUUCCUGUAAACUUUUUUUCGAUUUUAGGCUUUUGAGUGCAUUUGAUUGUUUUUGGCGAGUAACAAACAAACGAAAUGGUGACCUUUGUUGCUAAGAAUAGUGGUGGGGUGAAAAAUAAGCCCAUGAUAAUCUUAGAAGAGUUUAUUUUUUUCGUUUUAGUUUCAACAAGCGGCGCCAGCGACUGGCAGGCGUGCGAGGAUUCACACUGAAAUAAGAGAACAACCUUCGUUUUUCAUGCAAUUGUAAUUUACAAUCCUUGAACUUGAAAACAAUCCGAAGAUUCAUUAAAAAUAUCACUUACUCCGAAGCGUUUGGAGUUUACAGGUGUUCAAAAGCUUUCUCUGUUAUGGCGUGAGAUUGGGGACAAAAUCGAUCAUUAAAUUUCGUAUCGUGUGUUUUUUCUGUGUGAAGCAAUAAACUGUGCCGGCGAUUGACGAAAUUACAGGUUAGCACGAAAAUCAAAUAACACCUAAACAAAUAAUUUGGCUACCGAUUUUCAGUGAAUUCUUAAAUAACAAUUUUCUUUUAAGUUUCAAGACAAUUUUAAGAUUCAAAAUAAAUAUUCCGUACUAAAAUCCGAAAGUUGUACACCACAAAAUUGAUAAAUAGGCCUGAAAUGAAAUUCUAUCUUGUUCUUGAUUAUACGUUGCCUAGCACGUGACCAAAAUCUACCCAGGCGGAAAUCCAAAAUGACAGUUGCAGUUUGGGCGUUUCCAUUUGUCUCAUUUGAUAAAGAGGGAAUCAUUAAUGUUUUUAUUAAGACAGUAUUGCCUUGAUUUCCCAUUAUUUACAAUGAUAGACAGUAAAUUUCACUUUUUACCCACAUUUACUUCCGACCUUUUCUUUUGAACCAGAAACAAAAAUGAUAUACGUUUAAAACACAUGACAUCAUCCACCCUUGUCAAAUGUAAUAGCAUGAUCAUUUCAAUUGUGAUGCCUUCUUAUCCCAACGUUACUUUGUUUCUUUGCUACAUUAGCGAACACUGAACUACUGCUCGUACUCUAAAUAUGACAAUCAACCACAAAAUUCCCUAAACCAGAUAAUAUUAAACAUAAUCCAAAAAAUCACGUAAGUCAUCUGUCAUUUACGAGUUUGCUCACAGAGCACUUUGAUUACAUCACCUUGCUGAACAAAUUGUAACUCACGUUUGACGUAUUUACUACUGGUGUAAUGACAGAUAUCGAUGAGUGUGCCGCAGAUACCAAUCCCUGUGACGAGAAUGCUAUUUGUACCAACAAUAACGGUUCGUACAGCUGUACUUGUAAACAAGGUUUUACCGGAGAUAACACAACUUGUGAAGGUAAGGAACAUGAUUUGCUAACCUCUUUCAAGCUGAAUUUUUUAUUGUCUUUUCCCAUUUCUGGAGAUGGCGCAUCAUGCGAAGGUACAUGCUUUUGAAACUGUGAACAAAGUUUGAUUAUUUGUCACGUCUGCUGUGUAUGUGUUCUCACAUCUGUAUUUGUAAAGAAGGAUUCUCUGGAGAUGGAUUGACUUGUAAAGGUAGUUCUAGAGGAGUAGAUAAUCACAAUUUUUUUAUUCACAAUAUUGCUCCGAUUUGAACUUAAAAAACAAUUUCGCCGUCCUUUUUCGUAUUUUUAGUUGGAAAGUGAGGUGUAGUGACGAAUUGGUGCUAUUAGCUCUUCCUUUCUUUUUUUUUCCAUUUGUUCUUCUUGUAAUGUGUAAUGACUCUAUCCUUGGUUUGUUACUCUAGAUAUUAAUGAGUGUUCUCAAGAUUCCAGUCCUUGUGACCAAAACGCUGACUGCGCGAACAGUGGAGGUUCUUAUAGCUGCACUUGUAAACAAGGUUUUAGCGGAAAUGGAACCUCUUGUAAAGGUAUGGGAGGCCAUACUAGUGGCCUUUUUCUUGUAAGUUAAACCAUUAAAACGUCCCUUUUGACUAGCAACAGUCUUACAAGCAGGCCCUAAUACUUUGGUUCACUCUCGUAUGACAAAAUAACAUGAUUAUGAUCAACGUUUGUAUGCAAUGAUCAUCAGAUAUCGACGAGUGUUCCGCUGACUCUGGUCCUUGUGAUGUGAAUGCCGAUUGCUCCAACAGCGCCGGUUUUUACAGCUGUUCUUGCAAGCAAGGCUUUACGGGAAAUGGCACAAUAUGUACAGGUAUUUUUUUCGUGAAUUCCUUCUUAAGGGCCUCUGAUCUCGGAAGACCUAAUUCAGCAAUACAUCAUGCCGUGGCCUACAUACAGAUGAGAUUAACAGCCACUAAUAAUAAUACAACAUCAAGCCGCAAACAAACGAUAGCAAUGGUUUAGAUGAAAUGUACCCUUAAUCAAAACUUAAUGUUUCCUUUUAAUUAUACGUGAUUGUAAAUAUUUCCUUUCGAAUAGACAUCGAUGACUUUUCUGCAGAUACAAAUCCCUGUGACGCAAGGGGUUCUUGGUUAUUUCGGUCAAAUAGUUCCAUAAUAAUUUAUAUAUAUAUAUAUAUAUUUGCUUACGAUCAGACAUCAAUGAGUGCUCUGCAGUUUCCAAUCCCUGUGACGAGAAAGCUGAUUGCGGCAACAGUGAGGGCUCGUACAGCUGUGUUUGUAAACAGGGGUUCACUGGAAAUGGGACGGCUUGUGAAGGUAAAAAACCUUAUUAUUACUAUUAGCUUAUUAUGUCGGUCAGAGAGUUAUAAAGUCGUUUCUCUUUAUCUUUCUUUCCGUAUCAUCAGACAUCAUUACCAAUCCCUGUCAGAACAUUGAUGAAUAUCGUGUCUGCAAAUAGGGGUUCAAAAACCCUUGUGACAAGAACGCCAUUAUGUUUCUUUAUGCCAUCAGAUAUAGAUGAUCGGUUUUAAAUCGUACAGUUGUACAGUUGUACUUGUAAAGAGGGGUUCACUGGAAACGGGACGACUUGUGAAGGUACUAAUUAGCGUAAAAUGUGGCAGAUUAUGGUGUUUCUGUAAGUGUUGGGGUUCAUUUUGGUCAGUUAGUUCUAUAACCGUUCCUUUCUAUAUUUCAUUCUUCGCUAUUAGACAUCGAUGAGUGUUCUUCAGAUACCAAUCCCUGUAGCGAGAACGCUGUUUGCGCCAAUAAUGACGGCUCGUACAGCUGCACUUGUAAACAGGGGUUCACUGGAAACGGGACGACUUGUGAAGGUAGUAACGAUUGUAGCAUUUUUUUGGUCCAUGUGUUUUCUGAGGGAGUUCUUUUAUUUUUUGAUCAAAGAGUGUUAAAACGAUUCCUCUCUAUCUCUCUUUCCUUUCGAAUAGACAUCGAUGAUUCUUCUGCAGAUAUAAAUCCCUUUGACGUGAGAGGUUAAUGUUUAUUUCGGUCAAAAUGACAAUUCCUUUUUUAUAUAUAUUUCCUUACGAUCAGACAUCGACGAGUGUUCUGCAGUUUCCAAUCCCUGUGACGAGAACGCUGAUUGCGCCAACAGUGACGGUUCCUACAGCUGUACUUGUAAAGAGGGGUUCACUGGAAACGGGACGGCUUGUGAAGGUAAUAACUGUUGUAGCAUUUUAAGGUGUUAAGUUUAUGUCGGUCAGAGAGUUGUAAAGUCAUUUCUCUUUAUCUUUCUUUCGCAUCAUUAGACAUUGAUGAGUGUUCUGCAGAUACAAAUCCCUGUGACAAGAACGCCAUAUGUGCCAAUAAUAUCGGUUCGUACAGCUGUACUUGUAAAGAGGGGUUCACUGGAAACGGGACGACUUGUGAAGGUACUAAUUAGCGUAAAAUGUGGCAGAUUAUGGCGUUUCUGUAAGUGUUGAGGUUCAUUUUGGUCAGUUAGUUCUAUAACCGUUCCUUUCUAUAUUUCUUUCUUCGCUAUUAGACAUCGAUGAGUGUUCUUCAGAUACCAAUCCCUGUAGCGAGAACGCUAUUUGCGCCAAUAAUGACGGCUCGUACAGCUGCACUUGUAAACAGGGGUUCACUGGAAACGGGACGACUUGUGAAGGUAGUAACGCUUGUAGCAUUUUUUUGGUCCAUGUGUUUUCUGAGGGAGUUCUUUUAUUUUUCGAUCAAAGAGUGUUAAAACGAUUCCUCUCUAUCUCUCUUUCCUUUCGAAUAGACAUUGAUGAUUCUUCUGCAGAUACAAAUCCUUUUGACGUGAGAGGUUAAUGUUUAUUUCGGUCAAAAUGACAAUUCCUUUUUUAUAUAUAUUUCCUUACGAUCAGAUAUCGACGAGUGUUCUGCAGUUUCCAAUCCCUGUGACGAGAACGCUGAUUGCACCAACAGUGACGGUUCCUACAGCUGUACUUGUAAACAGGGGUUCACUGGAAACGGGACGGCUUGUGAAGGUACUAAUUAGCGUAAAAUGUGGCAGAUUAUGGCGUUUCUGUAAGUGUUGGGGUUCAUUUUGGUCAGUUAGUUCUAUAACCGUUCCUUUCUAUAUUUCAUUCUUCGCCAUUAGACAUCGAUGAGUGUUCUUCAGAUACCAAUCCCUGUAGCGAGAACGCUAUUUGCGCCAAUAAUGACGGCUCGUACAGCUGCACUUGUAAACAGGGGUUCACUGGAAACGGGACGACUUGUGAAGGUAGUAACGAUUGUAGCAUUUUUUUGGGCCAUGUCUUUCUGAGGGAGUUCUUUUAUUUUUCGAUCAAAGAGUGUUAAAACGAUUCCCCUCUAUCUCUCUUUCCUUUCGAAUAGACAUCGAUGAUUCUUCUGCAGAUACAAAUCCUUUUGACGUGAGAGGUUAAUGUUUAUUUCGGUCAAAAUGACAAUUCCUUUUUUAUAUAUAUUUCCUUACGAUCAGACAUCGACGAGUGUUCUGCAGUUUCCAAUCCCUGUGACGAGAACGCUGAUUGCGCCAAUAAUGACGGCUCGUACAGCUGCACUUGUAAACAGGGGUUCACUGGAAAUGGGACGACCUGUGAAGGUAGUAACGAUUGUAGCAUUUUUUUGGUCCAUGUGUUUUCUGAGGGAGUUCUUUUAUUUUUCGAUCAAAGAGUGUUAAAACGAUUCCUCUCUAUCUCUCUUUCCUUUCGAAUAGACAUCGAUGAUUCUUCUGCAGAUACAAAUCCCUUUGACGUGAGAGGUUAAUGUUUAUUUCGGUCAAAAUGACAAUUCCUUUUUUAUAUAUAUUUCCUUACGAUCAGACAUCGACGAGUGUUCUGCAGUUUCCAAUCCUUGUGACGAGAACGCUGAUUGCACCAACAGUGACGGUUCCUACAGCUGUACUUGUAAAGAGGGGUUCACUGGAAACGGGACGGCUUGUGAAGGUAAUAACGGUUGUAGCAUUUUAAGGUGUUAAGUUUAUGUCGGUCAGAGAGUUGUAAAGUCAUUUCUCUUUAUCUUUCUUUUUGCAUCAUUAGACAUUGAUGAGUGUUCUGCAGAUACAAAUCCCUGUGACAAGAACGCCAUAUGUGCCAAUAAUAUCGGUUCGUACAGCUGUACUUGUAAAGAGGGGUUCACUGGAAACGGGACGACUUGUGAAGGUACUAAUUAGCGUAAAAUGUGGCAGAUUAUGGCGUUUCUGUAAGUGUUGGGGUUCAUUUUGGUCAGUUAGUUCUAUAACCGUUCCUUUCUAUAUUUCAUUCUUCGCUAUUAGACAUCGAUGAGUGUUCUUCAGAUACCAAUCCCUGUAGCGAGAACGCUGUUUGCGCCAAUAAUGACGGCUCGUACAGCUGCACUUGUAAACAGGGGUUCACUGGAAACGGGACGACUUGUGAAGGUAGUAACGAUUGUAGCAUUUUUUUGGUCCAUGUGUUUUCUGAGGGAGUUCUUUUAUUUUUCGAUCAAAGAGUGUUAAAACGAUUCCUCUCUAUCUCUCUUUCCUUUCGAAUAGACAUCGAUGAUUCUUCUGCAGAUACAAAUCCCUUUGACGUGAGAGGUUAAUGUUUAUUUCGGUCAAAAUGACAAUUCCUUUUUUAUAUAUAUUUCCUUACGAUCAGACAUCGACGAGUGUUCUGCAGUUUCCAAUCCCUGUGACGAGAACGCUGAUUGCGCCAACAGUGACGGUUCCUACAGCUGUACUUGUAAAGAGGGGUUCACUGGAAACGGGACGGCUUGUGAAGGUAAUAACGGUUGUAGCAUUUUAAGGUGUUAAGUUUAUGUCGGUCAGAGAGUUGUAAAGUCAUUUUUCUUUAUCUUUCUUUUCGCAUCAUUAGACAUUGAUGAGUGUUCUGCAGAUACAAAUCCCUGUGACAAGAACGCCAUAUGUGCCAAUAAUAUCGGUUCGAACAGCUGUACUUGUAAAGAGGGGUUCACUGGAAACGGGACGACUUGUGAAGGUACUAAUUAGCGUAAAAUGUGGCAGAUUAUGGUGUUUCUGUAAGUGUUGGGGUUCAUUUUGGUCAGUCAGUUUGUCUUAUAACCGUUCAUUUCUAUAUUUCAUUCCAUGCUAUCAGACAUCGAUGAGUGUUCUUCAGAUACCAAUCACUGUAGCGAGAACGCUGACUAUAAUUAAAUAAUUAAUAAUAAAGUGCCCAAUUUACUUUGGUCAGAGAGAUCUACAACCGUAAUUUUUUUAACUUUCCUUCCACACCAUAAAUGUUAAUCCUUGUGACGGGAACGCUGAUUGCACCAACAGCGACGGUUCGUACUACUGUAGUUGCAAACAGGGUCAGGGUCGUAAAAUUUUUGUCGAUUGACGGUCAUUUGAUUACAUCUGCACUUGUUAACAAGGAUUCGUAGGAGAUGCAAUGUCUUUUUUAUAUGGUACAGAUAGAUGUUUUAAACUUGCGUGUCUUUUUCUUUUAUUCUCGUUAAGAUAUCGAUGAAUGUUCAGUGAGUUCCAGUCCUUGUGACCAAAACGCUAAUUGCAGCAACAGUGACGGUUCUUACAGCUGUUCUUGUAAAAAAGGAUUCACAGGAGAUGGCACAACGUGUACAGGUUAGUUGUUAAGGAAGGGAUUUCUGGGAGUGUUCAAUCGAGUUUAUUUUUAGGUAUGAGACCCCCACCAUUUUUUUCCUUUGGGACUUAGAUAUCGAUGAAUGUUCUACGCAGUCUAGUCCUUGUAACGAAAAUGCCGAUUGCACCAACAAUGAAGGUUCUUAUAGCUGUUCGUGUAAACGGGGAUUCAGUGGGAAUGGUAUAACGUGCGCAGGUCAGUAUUUCAGAAAGUGUUCGCUCGAGUUCUACAUGUAAUUGAUCAGAAAGUUCUAGAACUAUUCCGUCUCUAAUGAACUUAGAUAACAAUGAAAUGUUCUAAGGAAUAAAAUCCUUGCGACCCAAGCUCUGUGACGGCUCUUACAGCUGUUUUAGGUAAACAUGGACUCAGUUAAAAUGGAAAAACUUGUGAAGUUUAUGAAUACUAUAUAUUUCUCUACUUUGAAAGUUUUUACUAUUUUUCCCUUUGAACUCAGAUAUUAAUAAAUGUGCAAGAUCGAGCUACCACUGAUGUCUACUUUUUCUCUCAAACUAGAUAUCGAUGAGUGCUCUUCGGAUACCAGUCCUUGUGACCAAAACGCAGAUUGCACCAACAGUGACGGUUCUUACAGCUGUGCCUGUAAACGAGGAUUUUCUGGGGAUGGUGUAGCAUGUACAGGUUUGUAUUUUGCCACUCAUUGCUUUAAUUUUGAGUUAUCUUUACAUCUUAGUCCAACUUGAGAAAUACCUUUAGACGGCAGAAACAGAAGUGGUAAAGGUACUUCAUUACGAGGCCGGUGUUUCCAGCAUUAGCCCGUACUUAGGUUGUCUUAUUUCAAAGCGGCCCUUCUGUUGAAAGCAAGAGCAUGUGGUAAUGUCUUUUUUCCCUCUCGAUUAGAUAUCGAUGAAUGUUCGGCGGAUACUAGUCCUUGUGACCGAAACGCAAAUUGCACCAACAGUAAUGGUUCCUAUAGCUGUACUUGUAAACAGGGAUAUGCUGGGGAUGGCAUCACUUGUACAGGUUUGUAUUUACCUAAAUGGGAAAUAUCUAUAGGCAGCAGGAAUGCAAGUUGUCAAGGUAAUUUAUAGCAAGGCUGGGGUUUACACCUGAUAUAAAACGCGCUCAGGUUGACUGUUUGUCUUAAAGGCUGCCUAAAUUUCUAAAAAAUGAGCAGCAGACGGUUCUUACAACUGUACUUGAAAACGAGGUUUCCGUGGAGAUGGUCCGAAUCAGGGUCGACCCUCCUCUGAUGUCUUCUUUUCCUCUCUAUUAGAUAUCGAUGAAUGUUCGGUGGAUACCAGUCCCUGUGACCAAAACGCUUAUUGCACCAACAGUAACGGUUCCUACAGCUGCACUUGUAAGCAGGGAUUUACUGGGGAUGGCAUCACUUGUACAGGUUUGUAUUUUCCUACAUGGGAAAUAACUUUAGACAGCAGGAAUGCAAGUUGUCAAGGUAAUUUAUAACAAGGUUGGCGUUUACACCCGAUGUAAAACGCGCUCAAGUUGGCUGUCUGUGAGUACUAGAGAUGACUUUGCUCAAAAGCAAGAGUAUAAAAAUGAUGUCGUUGUAAAAGAUCGCUUUGUGAACAAAAGUGCAUAAAUUUCUACAAGCAUCAAGUGACACUUUUUGAGUGAAAUUUCGAAUAUCGAUGAGUGCUUUGUGGAUUCCAAUCGCUGUGACAAGAAAACUGCACGCCUGCAGCAAUGACAGCUCUUACAACUUUAAUGGUCAGCAAGGAUUUGCUUAGGAUAGAAAACUAUCUGAAGUUAGGUUUCAUCGUGCCCAUUCUUGGAACGAACAUUUUUUGCAUGUUCUAUAAUUUCUCCCAUAACCAAGUGUAAACUUGGUUAUGGAAGAAAGAAAGGUGUAGUUAAUUUCUCAGAAGGGGAGGGGGGGGGAGGAAUUUGAUCCGCAAGAUUAUCCUUCGCUCGUGAUAAUUAAUUAGAAUGUUUCCUCUUUGUAAUCCUAAUCGAGCUAAGGCCAAAGUUUUGCUUAUUUUAUAUCUGUUAAAUGACACCGAGGUACUCUCCGAUCAAACAGAUAUCGAUGAAUGUUCUACGGAUCCCAGUGCUUGUGACAAAAACGCAGACUGCAUCAACACUGACGGCUCAUACAGCUGUAAGUGUAAGCAGGGAUUCGAUGGCGACGGAAAAGCAUGUAGAGGUAUCAGAAUUCAAUAAUGGCGAAAGUUCGAUUUCAAGUCUUAAAAUCUUUUCAAUUAAGGAUAAAAAGGUCGCUAAAAGUAUAUUUCUUGUCCACCACCUUAGAUUUCGAUGAGUGUCUUACAGAGCCUGGUCCAUGCGGUGAUAAUGCCAAUUGCAAUAAUACUGAUGGCUCAUACAUCUGUUCAUGUAAAAAAGGAUUCACGAGAGACGGCAUAACCUGUGAAGGUAGACGGGAGGUUAUUAUAUUUAUAAAACAACAAGAUUUUAAGAUGGCUAGUACUUGUAACGAUUUCCGAUCCUCUCCCUCAGAAGCCAUAUUCCAUCUUGUCUGAUAUCAAACUAUUGACCGAUGAAAUGGUCAGUCAUUUCUAAAUAUGUAGAGGUUAUGCUUCUGGCUGAACGAGAUAACACAACAGCAAUUAGUAUUCUAAAAAAAUGCAACAUUCUGUAAAGUUUAAGAACCUUCCUGUUAAGGGUUUAACAGCUACUUUGAAUGACAUGAGUCUUAAAUACCACUAGAUAUCGACGAGUGUUCAGCCGAUAGCAGCAUCUGUGAUAAAAACGCGGAUUGCAGCAACAGUAACGGUUCUUAUAGCUGUGCAUGCAAACAGGGAUUCACUGGAGAUGGUUACGUUUGCCAAGGUAUGAGAUCUAAAGCUUGUUCAUUCAAAUUCAUGCAAACGCGUCAUAUUUAUGACAUCGAUUUGUCGACAGAGAGACCUUUUACCGAAACGAAUAAUGAAAUCGCCUUCCAAUUCUCACCAUUAGAUAUCGAUGAAUGCGCUCCAGAGACCAACCCGUGCGAUGUGAACGCUAAUUGUUCCAACAGCGAAGGUUCAUACAGCUGCCGUUGUAGAGAAGGGUUUGAUGGAGACGGAAAAAAUUGUAAAGGUAUUUUUUUAGGACCCAUGUCAAGAGAACAUUUUCAGAAAUCUGAAUCGUUUAUUUUGUACCUGUUACACUUAAAGUAAUCUCUUCUAUUCGAUCUCACCAGAUUUCGAUGAGUGUUUAACAGAACCUGGUCCGUGUGGUGAUAACGCCAGUUGCAACAACACUGAUGGCUCAUACAACUGUACUUGCAAAAAAGGAUUUACAGGAGACGGCAUUACCUGUGAAGGUAGGCACCAAGUAGAUACAUUUUACAGUAAAUGGUUUGUAAAAACCAUUUUGUAAAACCGUAUGAUUUAAGAUGGCUAAUUACCACGCUCUCCUUCAAAAAGCGCACUCCAUCUCGUCUGAUGUCAAACUAAUUGGUCAAUGAAUUGCUUAGUCAUUACUGAAUAUGAAGUGGUUAUGCCUCUGGCUAAACAAGAUAAUACAACAACAGUUAUUUUUCCUGAAAAAACCGCACUAUCUGUAAAGUUUAGGAACCUUAAAGGGUGUGGAAGUCAAUUUGAAUGACAUAAGUCUCAAAUACUACUAGAUAUUGACGAGUGUUCAGCCGACAGCAGCAUCUGUGAUAAAAACGCGGAUUGCAGCAACAGUAACGGUUCUUAUAGCUGUGCAUGCAAAGAGGGAUUCACUGGAGAUGGUUCCAUUUGCCAAGGUACAUGUAUGAGGAAUAAGUUUGUUGAAAUUCAUACAAACGCUUCAUAGUUAUGACAUCCAUUUUUUGGCAAAGUUAAUGCGGUGAGACGUUUUACCAAGAGGAAUAAUGAAAUUGUUUUCCAAUUUACACCAUUAGAUAUCGAUGAAUGCGUCUCGGAGACCAACCCGUGUGAUGUUAACGCUAAUUGUUCCAACAGUGAAGGUUCUUACAGCUGCAGUUGUAGAGAAGGGUUUGAUGGAAACGGAAAAACUUGUAAAGGUAAUUUCUCAGGAAUGAUCCCUAUCAAGAUAAAAUCUUGAUACAUCUGUAUCGUUAGGUAAGUACAGGUUACACUUGAGGUAAUAUUUUCUCUUCGACCUCCUUAGAUUUCGAUGAGUGCUCAACAGAACCUGGUCCGUGUGGUGAUAACGCGCAGUGCACCAAUGUUGGAGGUUCCUACAACUGUUCUUGUAAACAAGGAUUCACUGGAAAUGGUUUAGUUUGCCGAGGUGAGCAACUUUCUCUAAGCCAUCCAAUAUGUUAAUUUGUUUUCGUGCUUCUGCCAUGAAAAAUUAUCACGAUGCAACAGGCUCCGUCAACUAAUUCUAACCAAACCCCCCACUUUUUUAUAUGGGUAACUACACAAAGCGAGCUUUUAUAAUAUUUAGUAUACUGAAAGAGCUAUUGUUGUUCAAUCUUACUUUAGAAACCAACAGCUAUGACUUAUUCCAUCUAAGGACGCGUAAUAGUGUUUUCUUGUCCUUUUUUCUGCCCGAGGAAACGUAGGUGUGGAAUUAUGACCACUUGUAAAUAAAAUGUUUAACUGCAGACCUUUUAUUUAUUUCACGUAGAUAUCAACGAAUGUUCAGCGGAUCCCAGUCCGUGUGCUUCAGAUGCUGAUUGUGUAAAUUCUGACGGGUCUUUCAGCUGUACAUGUAAACUAGGUUUCACAGGAGAUGGAACUUCAUGCCAAGGUAGUUGGGAUGUUAACAUUUUUUGAUCGAAAAGUUUGGAGAAGAGUUGGCGUGAUCAAGGAAGAUUAGUGUGGUAUUCAUUUAGAAAUAUCCCCCAGACUUGUACGGGAAAUAUAUGACUUUCAUAUAUUCACAGUCGUUUAUUCACCUCUUCACGGGUUUAUUUGGAACCAACAUAAUGACCAGCCUCCAGUUAGCUUGUUACCUCAGUUUGUAAAGCGCUGCACCGGUAUCGCAGAGGUCAUGGGUUCAAAUCCCGUACAAGCAUGAAUUUUUUUUCAGGCCUUAUUUUCACUGCUGCUCAAGUAGUAUUCAUUACUGCGAAGAUCGCUUUCAUAUUCACGUCUUUAUCCCCAGUUCAAAUAUAUGACUUUCCUAUAUUCUCAGUCGUUUAUAAAAAGUUAUAUUCAAGUGUUGUCGUUAACUAUUGACGGUAUAACCAAACAAUCCUUCAAAUCAGAUAUCAACGAGUGUGAAGCAGACUACUUUCCUUGUGCCUCCAAUUCCUUAUGCAUCAACAGUGACGGUUCUUACAGGUGCACCUGUUUACCAGCAUGUCAGGCAAAUGAUGGAUAUUGUAUAGGUUUGGAAAACUUAAUAACCACUUAUCGCCCUCUGCAUAACUAAGGGACGAUCCGUUGUGCCUUAAGCGUAUACAUACGUACUCGUCUUUCUUCCACGCCGUAUUUAAGACCCAAAGUAAAUUGUCCCUUUGUCGAGGAAAACUGUAAAUAGCGUUGUAUCAUGGCGUUCCUGAAUUUUUUAGAUUGUACUGAGACUCUUCCUCGGAACCAAUAGACUCAAAUUUCUUGUCGCCGUUUACUUGACUUCUUCUGCGGUGAUCUCUCCUUCAUUUCAUUCUUUUUUGUUGUUUAUUUCAGUUUUUACGUACAAUUUGAAUUAAUAGAUUACAAAGUUUACGUCAGCCCUGUUUGUUCAUCUUUAAGCAAGGUUUGCAGCUGCAGGUAGCUUCAGCUCGCCGUUCCGUCAGUCAGUCCGUUUAAUAAUCUUCUUUCCAUAUUUCUUUACUCAUUCCUUCUUUCGUUCAAAAAAACUCAGUUAAUGUCUGCUAAUAUUGAUCAUCUCUGGUUGUUUCUCUGAAAAUCAGAUAUCGAUCAAUGUACAUCGGAUCCCUGUGACGACAAUGCAUUCUGCAUUAACCGUGACCCCUGCACUUACAGCUGUACUUGUAAACAAGGUUUCGAUGGCGACGGGAAAACUUGCGAAGGUACCUACACAAAAUAAAGGACACCAUGCGAGUGAUAAGUUUUCGUGGAGUUCGUUUUCAGUGGAUAUGUUUAAGAUUUCUUUGAGUGUGCAGUAUGCAAGCUGACGUCGCGCGACCCCUUUACCACUCCUACUUUAUUAUUUACUUCAACUAAAAGCUGUAGAGUGUUCAGGGGUCCAGACUGGGUAACGAGAAUGUUGAUUGCACCUACAAUAAGGUUUACUAAAGCUUUACUUUUAAAAAGGGACUCGCCAACUCUUGUUAAGGUGUGGGAGAAUGAAGAACAUUCGUUUCACCACUUCUGCCGCUCAGUCAACCUUACAAUCAAUAAAAGUUCUUCUACUUUACUCAUGGAAUCCGCCACCAACACUGUUCAUUUUUCGUUCAACAUGAAGCAAGAUUUAUCAAGAGCGCUUUCAACAACUAGCAAAGACCCAUUCCGUGCAUCAAAUCAUCUUUGUCAUCUUCUGUCCAAAUUAAAGCGUUUAAGUUAUAUUAAGUUGUGUCUUUGAUUUCGUUACCAUACCUUAAUGGAGCAUUUGCCCGUCGCAUUUUACCUCAUCCAACCACAUUUCCGCUUUAGUUUAUAAAUUUAAUAGAUCAAUAAGUAAACGUCCACAAUCCAAUAACAAAGGAAGUCUUCCUCUUUUUCUGCUUCGAAGUUAUCAACAUUUUGCGCUGUUGUAUUCUCUGUGCUAAGCUAUUACUUAGACCCAAAAAUAUCCUCAACCCUCUUUGUCAAAAGGACAACUAAGUGCUUGAAGGGAAAGAACUACCGUGUGUUCAUCACUUUUUUUCCAGACAUUGACGAGUGCUCAGCGGAGCGUAGCCCGUGUGACGAAAAUGCGGAAUGUUCAAAUACCGAUGGUUCCUACAACUGUUCGUGUAAGGCAGGGUUCACUGGGGAUGGAGCAACGUGCCAAGGUAGUUUCUUAAAGAAAUUAUGAAACUGGAAACAAAUAAUAAAUUGAAACUCACAUUAGGAACUCGCUCUUCUUCACCAUUUUUAAAUUAUGUAAAAGCCUCAUGCCUGUCAUUGGUGGUGUGACGUUCGGCGAUAAGAUUGUUGCGAAAAGUCUGACUUUUUGCACCCUAAAAUUAUCAUGAAGGAACGCAACUCUCUUUCAUGAUAGAUAUCGAUGAGUGUUCAAGAGAGCCCACAGCUUGUGACAAGAACGCCAACUGUGUGAAUAGUAAGGGCUCUUACAGUUGUACGUGCAAACCAGGAUUCACUGGAGACGGAACAACUUGCCAAGGUACUUUUACGCCAGACCUUUUCCAAAGGGCAUAAUAGAUGUUUCCAAAUUCUAGACUUUUCUCUUUUUUUUUAGCUGUUACUGCAAAGAUUGAUCUUGGCGUGAUUUUUGCCUCAUUAUCUGAUCCAACAUUGAAGAUCAUGAAAGACACUGUUGAAGUUAUCGUAGACGAAUAUGGAACAAAGAAGACACGAUACGCAUUAAUCACAUGCGGACAGGAAGCCAGUACCAAGAUCGAUUUCACGGAUGACUUUAAGAACGCGCAAGGUUUUAAGGACGCCAUAAACGCGGUAGUGAGACCUGAAGGCACACCAGACCUGAAGAAUGCUCUCGAUCAAGCUAAGAAAAUAUUUGAAAAUGCUCCACCGCGACCGGAUGCCAAGAAGAUCCUGGUAGUUUUGAUUGAUCAAAAGUCAGUGAACUCUCCUCAAGUGUUGUCGGUCUCUGCUAAAGAGUUUGAAGACAGCGGUAUUACCCUUUUGCCCGUGGCAGUUGGUUCUCUUGCAGACUUAGAUGAAUUGUCUAGACUUGCUCCUAGCAAAGGAAUCGUCAUCCAAAUAGACGAUGAUGACGAUGGGAAUGCUAUUGCUCAAAAGAUCAUCAACAAAGGCGUGAAAGGUAAGAUUGGUUAUUUCGUAGAUUGUUAUUGUCGUCUGUACUGUAUUAUUUUUUUCUUUACUAUCCCUCCAGGGCAGAUUGGAUGGUUAGAAGAAGUCUUUUGUCCCAAGUAGUUGAUCCUGUCGCAGUUCAUUCUGAUUUUUUUGUUUAUAAUCUUAUUAAACAUGAUGCUAUCUUAGGUAUUGCCACUCUCCUGGAAGAGAGACUAGUUUGAUUUCCAGCUACUUUGAGGGUAACGUGUCUUUCCCAAGAUCAUAAUAAAGUGACCCCUCCAAGGCUCGAAUCCAUUUCUCUCCAUCUGGAUUCCAACACACCAAUCAACAAAACAUGACGUUUGCCUCUUAACUGAUGUUAGACGGCUUAUAUUCCUUGAUUCUAAAUUUUCUUGUGACCUUUGCGGUCGUAUGCUUAUACACAAGAAGCAUUCUAAAAAGUUAGAUCACAGAUGAAGUUUGUUUUUCAUACGAUAGUAUCGCCCUUCAAAUAGGUAUAUCCAGAUACUCCGCUUAAUUAAUUAAACGUUGUUAAAUUAUAAUUAGGUUUGUCUCAAAACUUUCCCCAGCAAUUAAACAAACUUCAUGGAACCGAUAUAGAUUCAAAUACGUACCUGUAUUCUUUCUCGAAGGUUCUAAUGACUGUACCAACUGCCAUACUAACUCAGUGUGUCUGAGUAAAGAUGAGGUCUUUUCAUGCAUGUGCAAAAUGGGGUAUACAGGCAAUGGUCAGAAGUGUGAAGGUGGGAACAGAUUGCUUCUUUAAUUAUGAACAUUGUAAUUUAAGGAGAAACGGCAAAUUUCAACGAACCGAAAAGAGUGCCAGAACAGUGAGAAAUAUAGCCUAACCUCUAAAUCAUUUCACUACAAGUCUGAUUUUCUUAAUUAGAAAUGAAAAUAAUUGUAAUGAUAAACUUCAAUGAUUCACUCACUCAAUAAUUCAUCUUCCAUCGGUUUCCAGGACAUAAAUACGUCAUGAACGUCUCUUCACGAGAAAAAAUAGUUCUCGUUUUAUGACAUCAUAAGAAAGCCAAAGUCUCAGUUAGAUUUAAAAGAGGUAUUGUUUGUGCUUUUCAGACGUUGACGAAUGUGAAUUGGGAAUUGAUAUUUGUAAUGUUAAUGCUUUUUGCACCAAUAACAUUGGUUUGUACGAGUGCUCUUGUAUGGAUGGAUACGUUGGGGAUGGCUUGGAUUGUAGAGGUAAAUAAUGACGCUUGUGGAGUUAUGGUAAUGUUGAAAAUAGUAAUAAUAAUGACGAUGAUAACAAAGUUAAGGAUGAUAACAUCCAUAAAGAUAAUGACUGCUUUAAUGUGAAUGAUAAAAUGAUAAAUUUAUACCAUGAUAACGAGAGAUUUUGUAAAACAUUUAAUGAUGAAAAGCAACUUUAUAAGACCAUGACGUUUCGGUAUCGACAUAUCACAUUAUCAAUGCAAAUAAGGAAAGAUUACCGAUGAUUCACUUAGAAAAAUAGCAUUAAAAUGUGGAGAACAAAAGAAUGAAAUAACUAAGUGAAAAGUUGUGCUGGAUCGGAGUCUUUUCUCAUUUGCAUUUGAUAAUGGUGACAUAUCGUCGCCGAAACUUCAUGGUUUUUACUGCGUUACUUUUUAUUAAAUUUAAUUUGGGAGAAUGAAAUAAGAAAGGUAUUUAUAAAUGCGUCAAAAAGGCGAGAUUUCAACCUGCCAUUAAAAUACCUUUAGUGAUGCGUGUUCCAGAUAUUCGGUGCAGCAAAGGUGAAAGAAAGAUAGCAUUAGCCCUAAGAGGAAGGUUGAAUCCUUUAGCCCUUCACAUCUGAACAUCACCAUGCAAAUUCUACACACUGUUCUCUGAAAAUUUCCCAUGGUGCUGACAAGGACAAUUUGUUUAACACUCAGGAGCCUUUUUCGUUGGUGAUCAUUUCCUCUAUUCUCGUGACCUUGAUUUGUGAUUUGGGGUGAAAUUGUAAGGAGAAAUUAGAUGCUGGUCACUCUUAUGGUCAAAGGGUUAACGCUAUUAGAUGUCAGUAGAGAAUGACUCAUGUAAUGAUGCAGUGUCGGCCUCCUGAUUCAUGAUCUUAUCUUAUCGAUGAAUCAGACUCGCUUGCACGUAUGAGAUAGUCAAACAUACCAUCUUCAGGUAACCAUUCCCGUUCUUAACCCUUUAACUCCCAUGAGUGACAGAGAGAGAAUUUCUCCUCACAAUAUCAAUACAAUAUCAAGCAGAAAAGUGAUGAGAACGAAGAAAAAUAUCAGUUAGGGGAUUAUAAGUUGAUCCAAUACAAAAUUCUCCAAACUUACAUCAGAAGAACUGUAUGGCAGACAGUAAGGAGAAUUAAUAAUGAGAUCUUGGGAGUUAAAUAUUAGGUUGACAUUUUUAAACUUCGAUUGAAAUGUUGUGAAAUUUUCGGAUUUAGAAAGAGAAGAAAGCAUUGGUGCAACUGGAGGCUUCACAGGUUUGUUGCUUCAUUUUUAAGUUGUUUUGACGAAAUAUGUUUUUGGUAAUUUGCGUAUGGUUUUUAAGAUGGUCAAGAACAUUCAAGGCAAAAGUUGAAUGAAAUAAAUCGAUCGACCGUUAUUAGAAACCUACAAAGUGACACCUUCUUCCCUUCUUCUUCUGCAUGAGUCACGUUUCCCUUGAAAAAAAUAGAAAGAAAACUUUCAAAUGGAUUUUGAAGUAAUUGUCAAUUGAUAAGAAGGAUUUUUAUUCAUUUCGCAAAGUAGUAAUUUCAGAAGAGUUAUUAUUUCGCUAAAUUGACUAUUUUCACCCUGCGGUGACAACGUGACCUCUUUCAUGUCACAAAAAAAAUUUAAACAUUACAAACUAGUAUAUCAAUAAAGAGUUUGGCCUACUGUUAUUUCUUAAACCGUUUUAAAUAUAUCUCGCAAAAUAGUUAUUUAGGAGAGUUAUAUUUUGCGAAAUGGACUAUUAGUCGAUUUCGCAAAAUGGAACUCUUCUUUAAUUACCACUUUGCGAGAUAAAUAAAAAUCUUCCUUGUCAACUAAAGAUUACUCCAAAAUCCUUGUGAAAAUUAUUUUUACCUUAUUACAAAAUACAUCUUCAUUAUUCCUCUAGUUUUGUUAUAAUGUCGCCUGGUUUCGUUUCGUUUUGUUUCGUUUUGCAAUAUAGUAUAAGCCUACUUCAAGCGGUCCAGGCAUAUUUUUACCAGCUCUAAUUAGUUUGCAUACUGAGUCAUUGGUGUUCCUAAAUUUAAAACAAUUCAGAAUACAGGUAAUUAAACAUUUCCCAUAAUAAACCCUUAUCUAAAGCUAUCCCCUCCUCUCAAACACAGGUGGAAAAAACAGACCUAACGAAAAUUUGAUUUCGGUGGAUAAGCUUUAUGUGUGUAAAUGUUUUCCGAAACCAUUCAACCAUUCCCACCCUUAGUCAAUAACUGAAUUUCUGAUUUUUAUUCUUUUUGCUUGUUCGUUUGUGUGCUUGUUCGUUUGUGUGCUUGUUUUUUCACUUCAAGUCAUAAACGAGCAUUUAGCAAUUUCCUGUGGAAAGACACUCAUACAGGUGAUUCUGGAUAAGUCGUUCCUUAUGGGUAUGCGCAGAACUGACGUUCGCUUAAACAACCCGAAAUGCCUCCCAACCGAUAAUGGUACGCAUUUCCUGUUUCAAACAAACUUUACUUCCUGUGGAACGAAGCUGAUAGAUACAGAUAACUUCUUCAUUUAUGAAAACACUAUCCAAGAGAAGCCGCCACAGGGCAUCAUUACGAGGCUAGCAGACGUAGAUAUUCCAUUCAGGUAGUGUAGUCGUUUUAUUGCUUUCACAGGUUUUUUUUCUUUUCUUUUUGCCUAAAUGUUGUAUAGAUCUGAAUAGCCCAUUUCCUUAUUACGUUUGGCCUCUUUUUCGAAACGAGUUCCUUUUUUUAUAAAAACUCGUCGCCAAACCCAGAGAAUAUCUAUCGACCUUGGAAUUCAAAACUUUCAAACUCAUUUACAUCCAUCAUUUAAUGAGUUAGAAUUGCCGGAUACUUGAAACAGAAAAUCAAGUCUUUUAUUUUUCCCCUCGGAAAAAAAUGGAAGUUUUUGUUGUGGGCAUGGGCAUCAUCAACCUCAUACUGUUUCCAAUCAUCUCCUCAUCGUUAACAAUUGCUGUUAAUAUUCUCAGGGUGUUUGGCUGAUCGCAGACCCACGUUAUUAUUGCGUCUGCAAGACGCGCGUUUCUUCGCCUCACGGGAGGAUUUGAGACGUGUCGAGGAGGGAUGUGCAGGGGACGUGGCACCAUAAAUUAGUGUUCGACCUCAUGCAAACCUCUGUUUGCAGGCCUCUCUAGAUGCCGAUAUUAUUUGGUGUCGUGUGCCUUUGGUAAAGUAAAUAAGUAUAUCAGUUUACGACACAUAUUGUUGUGCAAUUAUAAACUUCAGAUGCUGUUACCUAAAGGAAGUCCAAGCCAGCGCCAUUCAGCUGGAAACCAGCAGGAAAAUUAUCCGAGGCAACGCCUCUGAUGUGGGAAUGUUCGACAUAAACUUGGGAGUCUUCAAAGAUCAGGGCUAUACUCGUCCCUAUGGUGACCAAAGCUUCCCUAUUGGAGUGAAAGUCAAUGAGAGAGUAUUCCUUCAACUUAGUGUCGACUCUGAAGAUCGUCGCUUGGCUGUGCAGGCUCAGCGAUGUCACGCAACUCCUGAUCCAAACCCGAACAGCACCAUACAGUACAAUCUUAUUCUGAAUGGGUAAGGCUUUCCCGACAUAACUUUUUAUUUGUCCCGCGCUUUUCACAAGACUAAAGACAUCAUUAUGGGUUUGAUUUUCGAGCGUAAAAUUCACAAUCUUUCGGAGGCUUUCGAAUUCGCUGACUUAGCAGUAUACUGGACGCGUAGCUCACCGUAGACACUCAGUGGAAGAAAGUAAAUCCUCGAAUUCAUCAUAGUGUCCCGUUGAUCUCUUUGCAGUUGUCCCCAGGAUCCCACAGUGCAAUAUCACCAUAAUGAUGACAACAAGGGCCUUCACCGGUUUAGUGUUCAAACAUUCCAGUUUGUCAACUCACCGGAUCCGUUUGUGUACAUCCACUGCAAGGUAAAAGACACAUUUAAGGCGCAUUUGCCCUAAAACAUUAUCCUGAACACCUUUUCCGUAGAAGUGAAGAUAAAAAAAAGAUUCCCAUGACAGGUUUCCUAGUUCAGAGACAUUCCAAGUUUUGAGCUUUUCGUUACUCGUCCACAAAAACUUUAAAAGUUAAAAGUUGUUCCUGUAGGUGACGUGCAUUUAUAAAUGGGUGGAUAGGAUGGUUGUGAGGGGAGGUUGGAGGCCAUAAGGACACAUUCGUUAAAUUGUUAAUUCCGUUUGUCUAGGAAAUUUUACAUAUUUCAGGGAAAAGUAAGGGAAUUUCAAAACCUAUGGCUGCGGCAAGUAUGUUAUAAUUAACUUCCCGUGAACUUAACGUGUUUUGGAAUCGAGCUGUGUAUGAAUCACAGUGGAACCAAUCUUGUUCCCUUUAUUUUCCAGGCCGUGGUUUGCAAUUCAUCAGAUCCAAACUCAGAGUGUUCCAAAAACUGUGACGUACUUCCCAGAAACCGCCAUCGCAGAGCCCUCCCAUAUAGUGCACCUGUGCAUACCACGUUACUCAGCCAUGGCCCAAUUUGGUUAACGAACACUGAGCGGGUGAAAGGUACAGAAUUUAGGGUUAUAUUAUCAACAGUAAUAAUUUAUGUGGUAAAUUGAAAAGCAAACUGUCUUCAUUAAUGAUUUAAUGGAGGGAAUAAUUCAAAUCAAGAAAGCUAGAUACAAUAACUUUUUUUGUAUCUUUUUCUGCUCUUUAAAACAGGACCAAAAAAACCUUUUAAAUUGUUUUGUUCAAAGAAUUUAUAAGUACUUUUGUUUUUGAUUUCGAAGUUUAAUAUAUAUUUUUUUUUUUUGUAUUUUUUUUUUCAUUCGCUAGAUGUUAUUGUUUUCUUUUUUGCUUGUUUGAAUAUUGAAACAUUUUUCGCGAAAAAUCAAGAUCAAAGGGCAAUCAGAGCAAAGAAAAUAUCAGAGAGAGCCAAUGAGAAUUGCAAUGCACGUACCCGGCCUGGAGCGAGGGAUACUGGUGCGACUGUUUCAGUUUGGCAUAUAAUUGGUCUAAAGGCUAAUGCUUCACAAGAAGCAGAAAAGCAAAGUUCAUUUCAUCCUUAAUUCCUUUCAAAAAUUGAGAAUGAUAUUAAUUUUAUCUUCCAUCUUCAGAUUCUCCGUGGCAGCACCCCUUGAUUGGUGUAUCUGUUGUUCUUGGAAUGUUUGCUGUGUUGUGCCUUGUGGUGAUUGCAGUUGUCCGUCGCAAAAUGAUCACAGUAAAGAGAGGAUCGUCAGCGGAUGUAUGACAGAAAACAAGAGAGAAUAAUUAUAUUAUUUUUAUAAAUUAUAACGUUAAAGAGGCUGCUAACAGCAAUUAAUGAUCACGCUGAGAUAAGGGGUUUCUGUCUUUCGAAGUUGAAAACUCUUAUUUCUGAGAGUGGUCGAAUUAAAGCGGAAUUGAACAACAAUAUUUUUCGUAAACUGUGAAAGACAUUUACCUAACCACACUUGACAAUACUGCCCAUUUAGAUAUAUUUUGUGAAUUAGAUUGUUUACAUAAUUUUUUUUACUGUUAAACCUCUGCUUGAUAUCUCUGACAUGAAAGGUCUCCCCGCAGAAAUAAAAGUGUCUCCAAAGUUAUUUGAGGAGUGACUAAUUUGAAUAAAAUCUCCUAUCUCCAUAUAAGCUUGGUUGAAAAUAAAACAAAGGCAGCAAAAUUAUGAGCUUUUUUGGGAAUUUGAAAUCCCCUUUGAGUAGGUAAAGCACAAGACUUACCCACGCUAUUGUAACCUUAUGGACACGUUCUCAUAGCAAAC